AUGAUUCAUGUACACAUUAGAGGAUGGAAGCACUGCCCUAGAAGGCAAAGCUGCCGUCCAACUCCAAAGCAGUCAUCCAACCCCAAAGCUGCUGUCCAACCCCAAGCUGCUGUCCAACCCCAAAGCUGCCGUCCACCCCCAAAGCUGCUGUCCAACCGCAAAGCUGCCAUCCACCCCCAAAGCUGCCAUCCAACCCCAAAGCUGCCGUCCAACUCCAAAGCUGCCGUCCAACUCCAAAGCAGUCAUCCAACCCCAAGCUGCUGUCCAACCCCAAAGGGGCCGUCCACCCCCAAAGCUGCCGUCCAACCCCAAAGCUGCCGUCCAACUCCAAAGCUGCUGUCCAACUCCAAAGCUGCCAUCCAACCCCAAGCUGCCGUCCAACCCCAAGCUGCCGUCCAACCCCAAAGCUGCCGUCCAACUCCAAAGCUGCCGUCCAACUCCAAAGCUGCUGUCCAACUCCAAAGCUGCCAUCCAACCCCAAGCUGCCGUCCAACCCCAAGCUGCCGUCCAACCCCAAAGCUGCCGUCCAACUCCAAAGCUGCCGUCCAACUCCAAAGCUGCUGUCCAACUCCAAAGCUGCCAUCCAACCCCAAGCUGCCGUCCAACCCCAAGCUGCCGUCCAACCCCAAAGCUGCCGUCCAACUCCAAAGCUGCCGUCCAACUCCAAAGCUGCUGUCCAACUCCAAAGCUGCCAUCCAACCCCAAGCUGCCGUCCAACCCCAAGCUGCCGUCCAACCCCAAAGCUGCCGUCCAACUCCAAAGCUGCCGUCCAACUCCAAAGCUGCUGUCCAACUCCAAAGCUGCCAUCCAACCCCAAGCUGCCGUCCAACCCCAAGCUGCCGUCCAACCCCAAAGCUGCCGUCCAACUCCAAAGCUGCCGUCCAACUCCAAAGCUGCUGUCCAACUCCAAAGCUGCCAUCCAACCCCAAGCUGCCGUCCAACCCCAAGCUGCCGUCCAACCCCAAAGCUGCCGUCCAACUCCAAAGCUGCCGUCCAACUCCAAAGCUGCUGUCCAACUCCAAAGCUGCCAUCCAACCCCAAGCUGCCGUCCAACCCCAAGCUGCCGUCCAACCCCAAAGCUGCCGUCCAACUCCAAAGCUGCCGUCCAACUCCAAAGCUGCUGUCCAACUCCAAAGCUGCCAUCCAAGCCCAAGCUGCCGUCCAACCCCAAGCUGCUGUCCAACCCCAAAGCUGCCGUCCAACUCCAAAGCUGCCGUCCAACCCCAAGCUGCCGUCCAACCCCAAAGCUGCUGUCCAACCCCAAAGCUGCCGUCCAACCCCAAAGCUGCUGUCCAACCCCAAAGCUGCCGUCCAACUCCAAAGCAGUCAUCCAACCCCAAAGCUGCUGUCCAACCCCAAGCUACUGUCCAACCCCAAAGCUGCCGUCCAACUCCAAAGCAGUCAUCCAACCCCAAAGCUGCUGUCCAACCCCAAGCUACUGUCCAACCCCAAAGCUGCCGUCCAACUCCAAAGCUGCCGUCCACCCCCAAAGCUGCUGUCCAACCCCAAGCUACUGUCCAACCCCAAAGCUGCCGUCCAACUCCAAAGCAGUCAUCCAACCCCAAAGCUGCUGUCCAACCCCAAGCUACUGUCCAACCCCAAAGCUGCCGUCCAACUCCAAAGCUGCCCUCCAACUCCAAAGCUGCCGUCCAACCCCAAAGCUGCCGUCCAACCCCAAGCUGCUGUCCAACCCCAAAGCUGCCGUCUAACCCUCGUGGUCACUCGUCCAACCCCCAAGCUGCCGUCCAACCCCAAAGCUGCCGUCCAACUCCAAAGCAGUCAUCCAACCCCAAAGCUGCCGUCCAACCCCAAGCUGCUGUCCAACCCCAAAGCUGCCGUCUAACCCUCGUGGUCACUCAGGUCUCUACAGUCUCAUUGCCGUGA
This is a messenger RNA of Galeopterus variegatus (Sunda flying lemur), 1884 nucleotides long. RefSeq lists its product as uncharacterized. Bases 1 to 1884 code for a protein of 627 amino acids. The transcript has a single exon. NCBI's taxonomy places the organism in Eukaryota, Metazoa, Chordata, Mammalia, Dermoptera, Cynocephalidae. The record is from RefSeq and is a predicted model, not a curated record.